Messenger RNA from Hyaloperonospora brassicae, 402 nucleotides. Lineage: Eukaryota; Oomycota; Peronosporomycetes; Peronosporales; Peronosporaceae. The record is from the annotation of a GenBank genome assembly.
AUGACGGCCAUCUACAUCAAGAACCGUCUGCCAUCGCCCAAGAUUCCCCACAAAACGCCGUUCGAGAUCGUGUGUGGCUCAAAGCCAAGCGUCAAGCACAUGCGUAUUUUCGGGUGUCAAGCAUACAUCUUGACUCCGAAGGAAAAACGACUCAAGUGGGAUCCCAAGGCUCGUGUCGGCAUCUUCAUGGGCUACGAAGAAGUUUCCAAGGCAUAUCGCGUGUUUGACAUCGAGGCUGGACAAGUUGUGAUCAGCCGUGAUGCCAACUUCGACGAGUCAGCUUUCGGGAUUUCGAUGGAGCCAUCAAGUGAAGAAGUCGAUGAUGCAACGUUGGACCUCGAUCUUCUCGACAUCAACGACAGCGAUGUGCGCCAGACGAACUACAGACAGACCGGCUGUUGA